UGAGCCUCUAAGCACCUGAAUGGGGCAGGAGAAGGGAACUUCCUGUUGUUCCCUCAUUCCUUGUGUCUCAGAGCUACCCCCAGAGUGAAAGAGGCAGCAUCCCGGCUUCCUGAUCCCUAAAGCCUAAGACCACUCAAAGAUAAACCUCCCUCUGGCCUUCUUUCCUCCCCUCCCCAGAAAGCCUGCCCAGAAAGAAGAUCCCUCCAGGUGUCUGGCCAGAGGUGGGGAGCCCAGCUCUGCGACCCAAGGUGGCAACCAGAAGGAUCGAGCUCCAGAGUACAGACUCUAGCUGACAAGUGAGACCAUCCCAGAGGUGGGUGAUGGCUGCAGAGCCAAGCCAGGCUAUCCCUCCUGCCCCUGAGGCCCCCGCUCCACCACGGGAGCAAGAGGAGUUCCUGAUAGUGAAGCUGGAGGAGGACGCUGCCUGGGGACAGGAUUUGAUCCUGAGAGGAAAUCACCUCAGAGCCCCCGAGACCUCCCGGAGGUUCUUCAGGCAGUUCCGAUACAGGGAAGCUCUGGGGCCCCGGGGGGCCCUCAGCCGACUGCGAGAACUCUGCCGGCAAUGGCUGAGGCCAGAGGUGCGCACCAAGGAGCAGAUCCUGGAGCUGCUGGUGCUGGAGCAGUUCCUGACCAUCCUGCCUGGGGACAUCCAGGCCUGGGUGCAGGAGCAGCAUCCCAAGAGUGGCGAAGAGGCAGUGACUCUGGUGGAGAAUUUGCAGAGAGAGCCUGGGAGAGGGAAACCACUGGUCCCAGGUCUGGGGAUCGGGCAGGAAGUUCUCUCCAAGGGGUUGGUGCUGCCAGGACCAGUGCAGCCGCCAUCCAGCCUCCCUCAGGAGCCAGCCCAGCCUGUGGAGAAGGGUCUCCAGAACCGUCCCCGAGCACCCCAGGAGCAUCUAAACUACUGGCAUCCCAAAAGGGAUCGCCUUCUAGAGAAUGUUCCUCCUGUUCCCUGGCUUCCUGCCCAUCCCUGGAAAGGGAGCUCCAAAGAGCAGGAGCUGGAAGCUGCACUUCUUCCAGCCAAGUUUCAGGGUUCUCUGUCACUCGUGGACUCCGUUGUGAAUGGAGACUCUCAGCUCAAGAAUUCCAGACCCACACCUUCUUCUGGAGUGGGGAAGAAUGUUCAAGAUGGGGAGAAGUUUCAACGAGAAGGCCUGGAGGUGGUAGAACCUUCUGAAACUGCCGAGGGAAACUCUGAAAGAGGCGUUUCACUGAGCUCUGAAAAGGAAGAAGUCUGUGAAAGCGAAUGCAGUCAAGAAAGGCAAGGGGGGGAUGCCCCUGCGGAGAGUGGGGAGGAACCUCCUCCGGGAAAGAAUGAAUCCGGGGAACUGAGUAACAUUGAAGUCCUCCAGAAAUCCCCCAAGGAAGAACAGCCCCUCAUCUGUUCCGACUGUGGGAAAAGCUUCGACAAGAUGUCGAGCUUGAGGGAGCACUGGAAAACCCACACGGGCAAGAGGCCCUACCAGUGCCAGUGCUGCGGCAAAAGCUUCAGUCGAAACUCUGUCCUGAAGCUACACCUGCGAACCCACACGGGGGAGAAGCCCUACGAGUGCCCCCAGUGCGGCGAGCACUUCCGGCAGAGCUGCCACCUGACCAAGCACCAGCAACUGCACGUCCUGGAGAGGACCUUCCGCUGUGCUGACUGCGGGCAGGGUUUCCGGCGUCGGGCCAACCUGGUGCGUCACCUGUUGGCCCACACGGGUGAGAAGCCGCGCAAGUGCGAGGACUGCGGGGACAACCGCCAGGCCCCGGACCGCCCUAGACCCCCGCAGGGCAACCCCAAGCUGAAGCCCCACCGCUGCAACGAGUGCGGCAAGGCCUUCUGGCGCCACGAACACCUGCUCACGCACCAGCGGGUGCACACGGGUGAGAGGCCGUUCCGCUGCCCCGACUGUGGGAAGAGCUUCAGCCAGAGCUCUCAGCUGGCCAGCCACCGGCGCUCCCACACGGGGGAGAAGCCCUACGUCUGCGCCGACUGCGGCAAAUGCUUCGUCCGUCGAGCCGGCCUCGCCCGUCACCUGAUGAUCCAUAUAGGGGAGAAGCCCUUUGAGUGCACCCAGUGCGGAAAGAGCUUCAGCCAGAGCCAAGACCUCGUCCGGCACCAGCGGAGCCAUACGGGCGAGAAGCCCUGCCGAUGCAGCGAAUGUGGGGAGCGCUUCAGCCAGAACGCGCACCUGACCCGGCACCGCCGCAUCCACACCGGAGAGAAGCCCCACCAGUGCACCACCUGCGGAAACCGGUUCAGGAACAGCUCCAAUCUGGUGCGGCACCAGAGGAUACACACAGGCGAGCGGCCCUACCGGUGCGAUCAGUGUGGGAAGAGGUUCUGCCGCAACGCCCACCUGCUGCGUCACAUCCGGACCCACCUGGGGAAGGCCAGCCGGCACGACAACGACUGUCUCGAGGACCUCUCUCGGCGAGGAACCCCCACCACAGAGAAUCCCCAGCAGUGCCUGAAAUGCGGGAAGAACUUCAGCCGGAAUUGCAACUUGCUCCGACACCAGGCGAUCCACACCGGAGAGCGACCUUUUGCGUGCACUGAGUGCGGGAGGAGCUUCAACCGGAACUCACACCUGCGGCGGCAUCUGAGAACCCAUUCCAGAGAGGUGCUGUAUUAGGGUCUCUGCGGCCUGAUGGGCUCUGAGCGCUCCAAACGUCCCAGGCCAAAACGAGCUCUUCCGAUGCUCCUCCAGUUUGACGGGAGGGAGACCUCUCAGCCCUUCCACUCUUUGAUCCACUUCCAUUCCAGGCGGAGCCCCGCAGCCCGAACUCUUCGAGCUUACUAAAGUAAAUUUGUCCUCUAAGGGGAACUUCCAAUUUUUUUCUUGAUCUUUUUUUAUACUCCACCUCAUAAAAUACCUUCCCUCUUCUCCACCCCUAGUUUGCAAGCUCUGCCAAUCCCCUGGUAGGAAACAAAAGACGUGAGGGAGGACAUCUAGGCAGAUUAAAUGGGCAAGGUGACCAACAGCCAGUGUGAGAAAUAGCAGACAGCCAGAAGAACGUAAUAGUCCGUUGUCUCUGACAGAGGCAACAAGAGGUCUACAUCAUCAGAUACCCUUGAAUUUUCCUCUCUGCAGCUCUAAAUUUUUCCCUUUAAUAACCCAUUUAGGACCUCUGCUCCAUGAAUUUCUCCAAAUCCCUCUAGAACCUGCCAACCUUUUUGGCCUAUGCGAUUUCCUGUGGUAAGGAAUUCUAUAUGCUGACCACCUGCUGGGUGAAAGAAGUGUUUUUAUUUGUUUUCGAGCUUCAGUGGAUGCCACUUCAUGUUGGUAUGGGAGGGCUGCUGUAACCUGGCGACCUCAUUAAGUGUCGUAAGGAAAUAGCUUUGGGGCUACCCAUUUUGGUGUGGAGGGCUAGAGAGAGGACUUCUGGUCGUGGUCCAGGAAGCCCCUCGAUACAGAAAACUGGGACACAGUAUAUUGUUACUGUUGUUCAUUCCAUGUAUGAUGAGGGAGUCUCCAGGACAAAAUCUCCAUUGUCCAUUUCUACCAGAUGAUCGCCCCAUUGCAGCUGAGUUCUGAUCGCCAUUGCCUCGGUACCCACAAUCCCCCAGUGUUCAAGGACCUUGGUGUUUGGAAUGAGAUCUUACCAUUUUACAACUGCUCACCUCCCCCAUUCAGCACAAAGCGAACCGGUCACGUUAUCUAAUGUGCAGUCAUCGGUUUAUCUACAUAUCCUCCGUUUCAAAUAUGCUCCUCUUCACUACUCCUCACUUAAUCUCCUUCUGUAUUCAGUGUCCAGUUCUGCCAGAGUUCUCAGUUGUGUGUUAGGGAGGACCUCCAAAUCUUACUCCCUCGGUUGGAAUCUUCCCACUUCCCUCAUUUCUUCUGUCUUUUAAACUUUUCACCUUCUCAUGGCCUCCCUUCUUAUAUUAGCAUUUCACUAUUUUCAGUCAAGAUAAAUAUCGUACCACUGAAAAACCCUGAGUUUUUCCUCUACCCCUCUCAAGAGCCAGUAGGCCUUGCUGUUAUUUCAACAGAAACCCUCUCUGAUCCCAGGGCGUAGCCUCAAUUCUCAACUCAGUGGGGUUCAGAGCUUGGCUGGGUUAGGGGGGUUGGUCGGGAUCAUCGAUAGAUGGAUCUCGGGUAGCAAGGAACCAAUGGUUUUGUGACUGUGUUGUGUAUUGGCACUCAUUUGCUGUAAAUGGACUGCUUGCUGGGAGCAGUUUGCUGCAAUCCAGUGAUUAAGCUCCAGAAAGUCCACCCCUAAACAAAGUCUUCUGGGUAAGAAAUAGAAACCUACGCUCUCAGAAGGGGCUCCCCUGAAACGGAUAAUCCCAGAAAGAGUGGUAGAGGAGGUCACUGUGGUGGCACUAGGCUUCUGAAAAGGGAAAUCAGUCAGCCCAUGUAGAAGGUAGCCCUAACUCAGGGCAACAGCAAGACACACAGCAGAGGACAAGUUUCCCGCCUCCGGAUCUCCACCACCUCCUAGAAACCUGAGGCCGCUGCAGACCAGGUCCGACUCCCCUUGUGAAAGACUUCCCUCUGCUACCAAAAUCAACAACGGGCACGUCCGGAACCACCAGCAGUUACAGAAUGGCCUUCCGGGAGAGAGAGAGACUUGGGGGCGCCUGGGAACUGUUUUCUCUUUCCUGGGGUAGAAUUGUACUUUCUGUUCUACAGCGAUGCUCCCACUAACAAUAAAUUCUCCAGAUGUCAUGCU
Molecule: messenger RNA, 4659 nt
Organism: Ornithorhynchus anatinus (platypus)
Lineage: Eukaryota; Metazoa; Chordata; Mammalia; Monotremata; Ornithorhynchidae
Gene: ZSCAN10
Product: zinc finger and SCAN domain containing 10
Exons: 6
Coding region: 321-2615 (764 amino acids)
Biological process (GO): regulation of transcription by RNA polymerase II
Molecular function (GO): RNA polymerase II cis-regulatory region sequence-specific DNA binding; DNA-binding transcription factor activity, RNA polymerase II-specific
Source: RefSeq, a predicted model, not a curated record